AUGCCGUAUGCACGGGCAUGUUUGCAAUACAUUCAAGAGAAUUCGAACUGUCACCUCUUACUCUGGCACUUUCUUUUACAGACUUUGGACGGAUUUGUUUUCGUGGUAGCAUCUGAUGGCAAAAUCAUGUAUAUAUCAGAAACAGCUUCUGUACAUUUAGGCUUGUCACAGGUGGAGCUCACGGGCAACAGUAUUUACGAGUACAUCCAUCCUUCCGACCACGACGAGAUGACAGCUGUCCUCGCGGCCCACCAGCCCCUCCACCAUCACCUGCUACAAGAGUACGAGAUAGAGAGGUCCUUCUUUCUGCGAAUGAAGUGUGUGUUGGCGAAAAGAAACGCGGGCCUGACUUGCAGCGGAUACAAGGUCAUCCACUGCAGCGGCUACCUGAAGAUCAGGCAGUAUAUGCUGGACGUGUCCCUGUACGACUCGUGCUACCAGAUCGUGGGGCUGGUGGCCGUGGGCCAGUCGCUGCCACCCAGUGCCAUCACAGAGAUCAAGCUGCACAGUAACAUGUUCAUGUUCAGGGCCAGCCUUGACCUGAAGCUGAUCUUCCUGGAUUCCAGGGUGACCGAGCUGACCGGGUAUGAGCCGCAGGACCUGAUCGAGAAGACCCUCUACCAUCACGUGCACGGCUGUGACGUGUUCCACCUCCGCUACGCGCACCACCUCCUGCUGGUGAAGGGCCAGGUCACCACCAAGUACUAUCGGCUGCUGUCCAAGCUGGGCGGCUGGGUGUGGGUGCAGAGUUACGCCACCGUCGUGCACAACAGCCGCUCGUCCCGGCCGCACUGCAUCGUGAGUGUCAAUUAUGUCCUCACGGAUAUCGAAUACAAGGAACUGCAGCUGUCCCUGGACCAGGUGUCCACAUCCAAGUCCCAGGACUCCUGGAGGACCGCCUUGUCUACCUCACAAGAAACUAGGAAAUUAGCGAAACCCAAAAAUACAAAGAUGAAGACGAAGCUGAGAACGAACCCGUACCCGCCACAGCAGUACAGCUCGUUCCAAAUGGACAAACUGGAAUGCGGCCAGCUGGGAAACUGGAGAGCCAGCCCCCCAGCGAACGCCCCGGCGCCCCCGGAACAGCAGCUCCAUUCGGAAAGCAGCGACCUUUUGUACGCCCCGUCCUACAGCCUGCCUUUCUCCUACCAUUACGGACACUUCCCUCUGGACUCUCACGUCUUCAGCAGCAAAAAGCCAAUGUUGCCGGCCAAGUUCGGGCAGCCCCGAGGAUCCCCGUGCGAGGUGGCACGCUUUUUCCUGAGCACACUGCCAGCCGGUGGCGAAUGCCAGUGGCAUUAUGCCAACCCCCUAGUGCCUAGCGGCCAGUCUCCAGCUAAAAACCUUUCUGAGCCGCCGGUGAACGCUGCUCGGCACAGCCUCGUGCCAAACUACGAAGGUGGGUCUGUUUGCACGAGGGGAGGGGGCAGGACUGCGAACGGUGGCGGUGGGUGGCGAGCGGAAAAAGGAUCCUCACGCUUUGGGCAAACUUCUCCUUUUUCUGCUCGGAAGUAG
Messenger RNA from Puma concolor (puma), 1515 nucleotides. Lineage: Eukaryota; Metazoa; Chordata; Mammalia; Carnivora; Felidae. The record is from RefSeq and is a predicted model, not a curated record.